Messenger RNA from Drosophila mojavensis, 1232 nucleotides. RefSeq names its product soma ferritin (gene Fer2LCH). Gene Ontology annotation, molecular function: ferrous iron binding; ferric iron binding. Gene Ontology annotation, biological process: intracellular iron ion homeostasis; iron ion transport. Gene Ontology annotation, cellular component: cytoplasm. The transcript has 4 exons. The record is from RefSeq and is a predicted model, not a curated record. Bases 129 to 833 code for a protein of 234 amino acids. Lineage: Eukaryota; Metazoa; Arthropoda; Insecta; Diptera; Drosophilidae.
GCAACGCUAUAAACAGCAGUUCAGAAAUUGAGUUCCAACAAGCAGCACGUAAGAAAACACGAAAAUCAAAGCAGAACAACUUUUAAUUAAAUUUAACGCGUCUAUUUAAAAAAGUGAAAACAAAUAAAAUGAAAUAUUUCAUUGCAUUCGUUUUGGUUGCGGGCCUCUGCGCUCUUGCGCAGGCCCAAGAGCAGAGCUGCCAAGUAGACGUUCAGUCUGCUUGCGGACAGAGUGCCAACGCGCUCAUGGCAUUUUUCUCAGGCGAAAGUGGUGUGGCAAAUUGUAAUGCGCGCUAUGCUGCCAUUGGACAUCUGGAGCAUAAGAUGCAGGACUACAUCCACUUGCAGCUGAAGAAAUCAUACGAAUAUCUGCUGAUGGCCACCCACUUUAACUCGUACCAGAUGAACCGCCCCGGCUUCCAGAAGCUCUAUCAGGGUCUCUCCGAUCGCGCUUUCGACGAUACCAUUGCCCUCAUCAAGCAGGUGACUCGUCGUGGUGGCUCUGUCGACUUCAGCAAGCCCCAUCAGCAGGGUGUUGCCCAGCCCCCAGAGGUGCAUCUGAAUGAACUGGAGUCUCUGGCACGUGCUUUGGACAACGAGAAGGAGCUGACCAACGGCGCCAUUCAUGUGCACACCAGCGCCACCCACGGCACCACUGAUAACCGCAUCCACGAUCCCGAGAUGGCCCACUAUCUGCAGGAGAACUUCUUGAGCAAGCAGGCAGCAUCUGUCCGCACCCUCUCUGGCUAUGCCAACGAUCUGUCCAAGUUGGUGAGCGUGCGCGAACCCGCCCUUUCGGUCUACCUGUUCGACGAGUAUCUGCAGAAGCAAUAAGCAGUUAUCUCCUCUCUAUCGCAACUCUUAUCAAAAUUCACUCAUCUGUUAAUUUGCUAGUAUUACAAAGAUUCCAAAACGAAAAUAAACCCCCGAAACGCUGCGUUCUGUAAAUUAAAAUUGUCAUUUGAGUUGUGUUUAAUAUAAUAAUAAAUUGAAGCGCAGCAGCCACAAAAGCAAAAACAAAAACAAAGUGAAGUAACAUCUGAUUUCCUAUCGACUAUUGAAUUAUUUACUACAUCAACACAAACACACACAUACUAUAUGCACAUACACACACACUCACAUAUUUGUGAUAAAGUUUAAGUAAGCAGCAUUCGCUUGAACAAAUAUAUCUUUAAAUAAUUAUGUUACCAAGCUAAAUAAAUAAAUAAAUAAAGUCAACCAAUAUACGCAGUA